GUGACGUAUGAUGUCUGAGUUCCUGAAGACUUUAUUAAAACAUUCACACUCUCUCAUAAAGUGUUUGUCUAUGUGUGUGGAGCAUCAGUGAGAAACAGUCAUGAAGAUCUGUUUAUAUCUUCUCUUUAUGCUUCACUUCACUGCAGGUAAAACCUGCACAGACCCACAGACUACAGUUAAGAAAUUUACCUGGCGCCGUGGACCGUCGUGGAUCAAUGUAUUACAAGAUAAAAACUACACUGGCAGACUGAAGCUGUUUAAUGAAAGUUCACCUACAAAUCUCUCUCUUCUCAUUUCUGACCUGAGAAAGCAGGAUGAAGGAGAAUAUAGGUGUGCGGUUUCAUCUACAGAAUUCAGACACUUUAAGAUAACAAUAAAAGGUUGUGAUCUGGUUAAUAAUACACAGACAGUUGAAGUGAUUGGACGUUCAGGAGAGUCUGUAGUUCUGCCCUGCUACUGUAAAGAGCUAAAGACUAAACCUCAACAACUUACAUGGACUUAUAGUUCAUUAACACAAUCCAAUACAACACCUGAAGAAAUUUACCCAAGUGAGCAGAGUCAUGGAGGUAAAAUCAAACUGUUAAAUAAAAGCAGUCCAGGAAAUCUUUCUCUACGCUUAUCAGACCUGACCACAAAGCAUGAAGGAAAUUAUAAAUGUUCUGUAAAGUCUCAACAAUACAUCAACAUCAGACUUAAAGUUGAAGAACAAACAAUUAACUCUCAAACACAUCAAACAACACUUCAAAACCCAUAUGUCUUUGCUCUAACAUCAGUGUUUUCAUUAUUGCUCCUUACUGUACUGGCAGUAAUGAUCUGGAAAUGCAGAGAAACAAGAGAUGUGGAAAAUGGGACCAGUGAUGGACUAGUGCUGUAUAAUGUUGAUGAGAAGAAGGAUGUCUUAAAGCCUGAAAGCUCAGCUCAAGACCAACACAAUAAACAAGAUGAAACUGAGGAUGAAGUGACAUAUUCGACGGUUGUCCAUGUAAAAAAUGCAGCAAAACCUGCUCAAAAACAGAUCAUCACAGCAGAAUGCUCUGAGUAUGCCUGCUUAAAAUAAAGCUAAAACAAACGCGUUUGCAAAAACUAUAAGCAACAAAGCAGCUGGACCCUAGUAGUCAUUUUCCUUUAACUUAACCUGCAGCUAUUUUAUUUUUCUAUUUUAAUUUAAUACCAAUGAUCUGCUAUAGUAAUUUACAGUAUAGGUCAACUAUUCGCAAAAUUGCAAACAGUAGGGGAGAGCGGGGCACAGCCGCACGAGGGGGCAAAAGGGCGCAUUGCCCCCUUAGAUCUGAUUUGAGCCCCCUCUGUUUCAUUUU
Misgurnus anguillicaudatus (oriental weatherfish) is the source of this 1316-nucleotide messenger RNA. The record is from RefSeq and is a predicted model, not a curated record. NCBI's taxonomy places the organism in Eukaryota, Metazoa, Chordata, Actinopteri, Cypriniformes, Cobitidae.